Molecule: messenger RNA, 981 nt
Organism: Vicia faba (fava bean)
Lineage: Eukaryota; Viridiplantae; Streptophyta; Magnoliopsida; Fabales; Fabaceae
Source: the annotation of a GenBank genome assembly
AUGCCAUUACUCUUGUUUCCCUUUUACAGCAGUGAUCAUGGUCCAGUGGUUUUGGAUGUACCACCAACCUCACCUUUGUUUGGUUAUUUGGCACCUGGUGAUGUUAUUCAAUCAGUAGAUAAUGUACCCAUCAUAAAUGCUCACGAGUGGUUGAAGCUUAAUACUUUGACAUAUGAUAACCAGCUUAAAAAUAUAAAUAUUUCCCAGCACAUUGGAGACUUGGGUGUUGUCAAUAAUACGAAGGGUUACUGUGUCUCUAGUCUAGUGAUGGAAGCAGGCAAAAUGAGUGAAAUGCUGGAAAGUCAACAUGUUUGUCCCAGUGAACGUACUGCCUUCGUAAAACUUUCAUGCUCUGACAAUAUUACACUGGAUGAUGGCCAGAAUGAAACCAAACUAUCAAAUGGGAGAUGGAAUAUAUACUGCUUAAACGCCAAAGAUGUUGUCAAACUUGAUAAGUGCGGUAAUGGCUGGGGGCUAGCUACAUCAAAAGGAAGUAGCUGUCUGUGCUCUCAGGAUGAGUUUUGUUUAGCUCCAGUUCAGGAGCCUGGAAUGGUAUGGGUCGAGAUCACAUAUUCAAGUCCUUCUCAUGAGUGUUUGCAUGAAGGAAACCAGUUACCAGUUUCCAAAACUUCUGGCCUUAAAGAAACUAAUUGUAGUGCUACUUUUAUUUUUGUUGGUGAUGUCAUCUCAAUGGCACAUUCAAUUCAUCUAACAUCAUAUCAGCCUCGCUGGGGACCAAAGAUCGUUGCAUAUUUUCCAAAUUUUCUGGAAAGGAUUUUAAUUUGGACAUUCCAUGUCUCUCUAGCUCUGGCUCUUCUCAAUGGUUUACCAGUGUAUUUUCUGGACGGUGAAUCUAUUUUAGAAGAAACUUUAUCUCACUUUACUUCUUUAAGUCCAAGGAAGAGGAAGAAGGUUCUUAGACUAUGUCUCCUUGGUGGGUUACUUGUUUCUAUUUUUGGCCUUUUCCGGUUACUCCUUUAG